CGCAAAAGCUCACCGCGUUUCGAUCAGUGGCCAUAACCGCGUUUACAAACGACACCGCCGGUUCUUUCGUACUUCUUGCGCUCGUUGUCGCUGCAGAAAUUUCGUAACCGCUGCCUGAAAGGACCCGAGGCGCGACAGCAUGUCUUCGCGACUGAUAGUUCUCUUCUUUUUGAUAUGUUGUGCAACGGCAGAAAUUCGAGAUGAAGAAUUUGAUCUGUUCCCUAGAUUGCCCCUUGGUGUCAUCGACACGGACAACGUUGUGUGCAAGAAACAGAGCAGGGUGUAUAUCGAGAAUCUCAGGAAUCUCUCUCUAUGGGCCCAUGAAAUUCGAGAUUCAACAGCCAAGUCACUUACAGGCCUCCUGAGUGGAAGCAUAGCCCAGUUUGGCAGCUACUACGAAUGUCUUCACGUCGCUGCCCCGUUUGAUACGCAGUACUGUAUUACGUCGCUCGUUGCCGAUAUUCCAUCUCAAGGUCCAUCUAUGGACAGGAAAUCGUUGGACUAUGACCCAAACGAGUCGGUUUUGCUGAAGCUGUAUGACAAAAAAGAUCCUUCUCAGCAAGCAAGGAAUAUCGUCCUAAUGGGAUGGUGCAUGCCAGCUUCUUGCAGGGAAGACGAUCUCCAAAACCACGUCAAUAAGUACCUGAAAAAUGCUGACUUCUUCCUAAAGAGACAUAACGUCACAUACACUGCUCACCUGAACGAGAAUAGCUGUCAACGGAGAGGGGAGUAUACGCAUUAUGAUCACGUAGAUUUUUCCUUUGGGCUGGUCAUCAUAAUUUUGAUUGUUUUGGUCUCAUCAUCGUCGUUAUACGACCACUACAGAAAUAAGGAAGAAGACAAAUUAAAGGAAGGAGCUCAAGCCUCGAAGUUAUUUUUAUCAUUUUCGAUACAAAGAAACUUCAAGAAAUUACCACGAGCUGACGGAUCUAACAAAGCGCUGUCUAUCUUGUACGGAAUCAGAGUGUUUUGCAUCUGUAUGAUAAUCAUGGACCACAGAUUUGGGACUCACCUUUCUUCAGCUGUUCUCAAUUUUGAUAUGGUAGAAGAGCAAUAUCGCUCUUCAGUAGGAACUCUCUUCUUCCACGGUGAUCUCUUCGUUGACUCAUUCUUCGUCUUGAGCGGAUUAUUGGUUACCUACUCUCUUCUAGUGCAGUAUGACAAAAAAAUCACGAACCCAGCGAUUAUUAUCUUCUUGAGAUACAUGAGGCUAACACCAUUAUAUGCGUUCGUGAUUUUCUACUAUGCCACACUAUUCAAGUACACUGGUUCAGGUCCGAUGUGGAAAACCAUAAUAAAUCCUGAAGUUCAAGACUGCAGAGAAAACUGGUGGACGAACUUGCUGUAUAUCAGCAAUUAUGUGAACGAAGAGCACAUGUGCAUGGUCCACUCCUGGUACCUCCCUUGCGACUUCCACUACUUCGUCGUCGCGGUACUCCUAUGCCUCGCAAUCAACAAAAACAAAAAGCUCGGUCUAACCUCCCUCGGCGUCGUCAUAUUCCUGUCACUUCUGAGUAACUUCCUCGUCGUUCUGCUUCACGAAUUGCCGGCAGUGCUGUUCUUCUAUCCGGAGUUCCUGAGGGCGCCGAAGAUGCAGAGAGAUUUCUCAUUGGUGUAUUCGAAGUCGCAUACCAGAGCAGGACCGUACUUCAUAGGGAUGAUUGCGGGGUAUCUGUUCUACAGGAUGAAGGAUUCUGGAAAGUGCUUGAAGAAUGUGUACUCCCGGAUAAUUCUAGUUUCUUCGGUGGUCAUAAUGGCGGCCACGAUAGUCACUGGAACAAUCUUCUAUGAUCCUUACCACGAGUAUAACGGUGCGGAAUCGGCUCUCUAUUCAGCUCUUCACCGAUCAGUGUGGGCACUUGGAAGUAUUGGAAUCAUCUACGUCGCGAGUUAUGGACACGCCAAAUUCAUUUACAGGUUUCUUUCUUGGAAACCAUGGAUCCCGCUCAGCAAAUUAGUCUAUGGAGCAUAUUUAAUCCACAUGCAGUACCAAAUAAGAGCAGUCGCCAGAAGAGGUGGGGUUGAUGUAGUCGGUUAUUUUGACAUGAUCUGUUAUGCGUUAUCGGACAUAGCAGUUGCCUUCAGCACAGCUCUAGUGCUAUACUUAGCCAUAGAAGCACCGUUCAGGAACAUCAUAGCACUCCUAUUGGUGCCUCAGAAAGAACCGAAACCUGUUCAGAAUAAUAACAACCUACCUGCGCAAGAAAACAAGGAGACGAAGGAAGACGUUCCCAGUGAAGUCAGUUGCGAAGCUACCUGUGAUAGUCAUUUGUAAGCUGCCAUUAUUUCGUAAAUUUUAGCUUUAGUUUAAAAAAUAGAAUUUGUUUUAGUAGAUUUUUCGAACCAAACCAAAAAAGUGUAUGUGCGUAACGAUUCAGAGUUGUGUUAUCCUCUUACAUCACUAUUACCAAAUUUUUGUAUUUUGUGUACGCAGUGAGAAAUGGAUGAACUGUGAUGAAGUGAUUAUCUACUUUUGCCACAUGGGUCACUAAGGGCCGUAUAGUCAAUCGUUCCUACAAUUAUUGUAGGACGCCUUUAAGGCCUCCUUGAUUUUCAUAGCUGUGUACUGUUCCGUGUCAGUGCUCUAUUUUGAGGUUACGUCACAAAUAGCAAUUUGCAUCUAAUUGUGUAUGCUUUUGAUUUAUACCACCAGUUUUUUCGGCCUCAAAUUAAUAUAAUAACUUCACAACAGGAAAGCGCUGAUGCUGAAAUCUAGAAAUAUCUCAGCCUUCCUGGAGGAAGGAAAAGACUAUGGCCACCUUGAUUUUUAUAGUAUUUCGCUUCUUCAGUGAUGCUGGAGUAUUUCUAGAUUUCUACUGUUCCAUGUCAGCGUCAGGCUAUGUUUUCUCUUUGAAUUGUAGGAGAUUUUAGGCUGAUAUAACAUGAUGUCAAAAGCAUGAACAAUUUGAUACAAAUAGAUAUUUGUGACAUAACCUCAAAAUAGAGCGCUGACACAGAACAGUAGAAAAGUAUGAAAAUCAAGGAGACCAUAAAGACGUCCUACAAUUGUAUUAAUGACUGUCGAUACGGGCCUAAAGAAUAAGUAUCAUCCAUUUUUCACUGUGGUUAUUAUUCGCUGAUUUUGUUCUUUCUUAUUACAUAAAAACAUGUACUUAUAAGAGUAUUAAACUUACCUGAUAACAUAAUUUUACAUAAAGCUUACGGCGCUCGCUGCGAUAAUUCAAAGAAUUAUCGAGCGUGAAACAUAAUGUGAUACGUAAUUUUAAGAGUGGCUCUCUUGCUCACAAUGUACAAGGAAAAAUUAAUCAAUCAGUCAACUAUUUAUUCGCAAUGUUGCAGAUGUUGCGAAACUUGGUCAUAAUAGUGUGAGAGCCCGACCAUGGGCAAGAGAUAACUUUACGUUUUCUAUUACUUUACUUUUCUACUUUCUUGUAAAUACCUCUCUAGUUUUUUGCUUGCCCUGUAUAUUUUUUCACUUUUCAGUUUUGAUCAAUCGAUUCUCGUAUAUUUUAUGCUUCUUUGAAAAUUGACAUUCAAAAACAUAUUGGUCGUUUAUAUAUAAUAAUAAUAGAAAGUCCAUUGAUAUGUAAAAAUCCACUAAACCAAAGCACAAUCGAUGAUCUCUAAGAUUAUCAUUGUUAAAUCAUAACUGCGAGCUCAACAAGCGAAAACGCAUUCACACGCCGGACAAAUUUUGUAAUAUCUGCAAAGUGAAAGUAUUGAUGGAUUUUAAGUCGUGAUGCAAGAGCAAAGCAUGACAUAAUUAGGGUUUUUCUUAUGUAUAGAAUACUCAACCAUAAUCAGUAAGUAACCAUACGGACGCGCAAUUUGUAUUUUUGUAUAGAUUUUUAUAAUAAAAUGGUGAAUACAGAGUGAUGUGUCCUUAUUUCCCCA
Messenger RNA from Acanthoscelides obtectus, 3855 nucleotides. Lineage: Eukaryota; Metazoa; Arthropoda; Insecta; Coleoptera; Chrysomelidae. The record is from the annotation of a GenBank genome assembly.